UCUGUCAACCGAUUAGUGCGCGCGCCCAUCGCAGCAGUUGGCGUGCAUUAAUUAUUAUUUAUAUUUAUUUUCGCGUUUAUUUAGUCUUAUCACCAUCUCCUUCAAUUGAGCGCAAUUAAGUCGAAGACUUGUUCGUUUUUUUUUGUGUUGCCGGGUUCUUGGAUUGACUUCUUUGUCCGACUGGGGCACCCCUCGAAGAUGUGACAGUCGCGCGCACUAAAAAAAUGUAAACAAUGCGCCGCAGGCACUAAUGUUUAUCUGAUUGAAGUCGGUGAAUUAGAAGCUGGGUUUGAAUCUCCUUGUGCUAAAAAUAAGUUUCUUGCCGCCAGAGACAAACAGACUUUGACAGUUGUUCACCUUUGGCGUUGCACGCCUUGCCAAGCGUCGCAACGCUAAAGCUAGUGAACUGUCAAAUUGAAGUUUUUGGACCGUUUGUCUCUGUGCCCCGACCAAGGGUCCCCAAAAAUUGCCGCUCAUGAUGACGCUCGUGUCGCACUGUUGUCGUGAUUUAUGGACUCUUUUGUGGUAGUGCCGGAUUAAAAGAUUCGGCAGCAGCCGUCGCGCGUUGUCUCAAGUGGAAGUCGUUUGUGUCGUACAAGCCGCCGAAAUGCCGAAUCUUCUCUAAUGGAAACUGCUUGCGAAGACCUGGUGGUGCUUCCCUACUCGUCCUCCUCCACCGCCUACUGCGAAGACCCGCUGACCAGCCAGGCAACAGCAGCCGAUCUGUCUACACGGCUUCCUUGGAUACCCGUAGCAGCAAACGAUAGGGAAUCUCAAGAGGAGGAGGCCAAAGAAAGGUGCUGGUGCUGUCAGCUUGACGGAGCAGGCGAAGGAGAAGAGGAGGAGAAAUCACCAAUGAUUAAAGCUAUAAAAACGCGUUACUUUUCAAAGAGAGCGAACAGCUCAACUACAACAAACCACGGCGAACUCGAGGGAAAAAAGGAAAGCAAAGAUUUCUGAAGAGCAAAGCGACGAAGUGAAGGAGGAGGAAGAAGGAGCAACAACUGGCCAGUCAGCCGUGGAGAUUCGACAACAGAACACAAGGUAAACACCUAAUUUAUUAUCCACUUCAGCGGCUCGAGAGUGGGCCCCUCGGACUUUGGCAAGUGGAGAGCGUAGAAGGAGGAAUAUUUUGAAUAUUUUCGAUUAUCGCGUGCCGUCAUACCUCACGAGUACCGCACUCAUCUAGUGGGCUAUGGAACUCGCGCAGAUCUAGUGAUCUGUUUUGCGGGGUUGUCACCCCCCUUGCGCGCCUAAAUGACAGGAGUGCGAUUUCGAAAGGUUGUUGACGCGACUACCGUAGAGGGGCACUUCAGAACACGAAAAACGACAAAACGUGCCAGAUAAACCUAUUUACAAUAGUUUACAUCACAACAAAUGUCAAAACAGAACAAAGGCCGUAAAGCUGCGCUUUUCAAAAAGGUAAACAAACACCGCGUGGAGACAAAAGAUUCUAAACAUUUCGGGGCAUUAGCUUCGGCGGCGCUCACUCUCUCAAAAUAACAAUGACGGUUAUUAGUUCAGAACUGCGUCUGUGAAGGAGGCAAUAUUUAUGUCCGCCAGUUGCUCUGUCACGCUUUGUUGUUUGGAAAUAUCGGGUUUGUUGUUGUCAACGGGAGAUCCGACGAAAAAAAGGUGCAUCAUGUAUUGGUCAGUAAUGAUGGUCUUUUUGGCUCGCGCACUAACAAAACGCACUCCUUGGAGAUUUAUGGCCAAAUUCCGGACAACAAAAAAACGGGCAGGGUUCGCUUGUGCCAGCAGCAGCUCAAGGUGUUAAAUUUAUAAAUUGCUCACAAAAACGCAAUUUUCAAAAACGUGUGACCCCGAACAGGGGAGGGAGUUAUCCGAAGGCCCGAAACUUAUUAUGUCCACUUGAGCCGGCCCAGCGGGAGAUUUUGUCAUUUCCAUUUAUUCAAUAAUAAAUAUUUGUGUUACUCUUGUAACCUCUUCCACCCAGAGCAGUGCUGGCAGCUUCGCUGAAUCACCCCCCGGUUUGACAUUUGGACCGUGGGAAGCCAUCGACGCAAAAAAAUGGCGGCAUUUUCAAACGACCUCCUCCGAGUCGUAAAGCUUUGCAUAUUACGCUCGCGGUGAGAAUGUUGUCCGGGGGCUUCCGUUCCGUGCAAGAAUCUUCCUAUUUACACGUUUAUUGCACGUCAAUAACGGGCCGCAUUAGCUCUGUGUUGAUGUUGGCCAUAUUGCUCGAGCGCUCGGGUUGCGACCUCGCGCGGGAGCUUGUAAAACCAAGAGUCGCAGCGAGAGCUGGCAGUUCGCCAAACAUAAAACUAAAUCGAUUUAUGAUUUUGUGAGGUGAAAUUUAUGGCUUUAGCACCUUCGGCGCAGAGGGCGCGCUUUCGGCACGCUCGGCCGUGUGACCUCACCCGGCCGUGUCAUGAUUCUCGACGGGCCCCCAUCAAACAGCAGGUGAGAUAUGAUUGAUCCUCGAUGGGGAGCCGCGCGGGUGUGACCCUGAAAUUUACACGCCGAAAACGGUGGUCAUAGGACGAUAAUGAAGAACCAACAGAGGUUGGACACUUCAAAUUACUGUGAACU
Culex pipiens pallens (northern house mosquito) is the source of this 2553-nucleotide messenger RNA. RefSeq lists its product as uncharacterized. The coding region runs from base 625 to 960 and encodes 111 amino acids. Lineage: Eukaryota; Metazoa; Arthropoda; Insecta; Diptera; Culicidae. The transcript has 2 exons. The record is from RefSeq and is a predicted model, not a curated record.